AUGUCACUGAAAGACAAGGUCAUCGUCAUCACCGGCGCAGCGUCCGGGAUAGGCGAGGAAACUGCCCGCCUGUUCGCGAGCAAAGGCGCCGUACUUUCCCUCGCCGAUGUCCAGGAAGAGCGCCUCCAGAGACUAAAAGCCGAGCUCAUGCAAACACACCCAGAGGCGAAGAUCAUCGCAGUCACCGUGGACGUCUCGCAACGCAAGGAGGUUGAAGACUGGAUAUCCGAAACCGUGGCUACUUUUGGCAAGCUGGACGGAUGUGCUAAUCUUGCGGGUGUCAUCGGGAAGCAGAGCAACGUCGUCCCGAUCGGAGGGGUCGACGACGAUGACUGGGACUUUGUCUACGGUGUCAAUGUCAUUGGUUUGCGCAACUGUCUUAGGGCCCAGGUUCCCCACAUCAACGAGGGCGGCGCGAUAGUCAACGCCUCGAGCAUCUUAGGACUCAUCGGCUUACCCAACAAUCUGGCAUACGCAAGCAGCAAGCACGCAGUCGUUGGAAUGACAAGGGUGGCUGCAAAAGAGCUGGGACCGAGGAAAAUUCGGUGCAAUUGCUUCUGCCCCGGUCCGGUAGACACGCCAAUGCUGAGGAACAGCUAUGAGCUUCUCGGGAAAGACGUGGAUUAUAGUUUCCUGCCGCUAGGCAGAACGGCCCAUCAGAAGGAACUUCCAGCUACUGUUGAAUUCCUUAUCUCAGAUGCCAGCUCGUUCAUGACAGGAGUCGCACUCCCUGUCGACGGCGGGUGGUAUUGCUAG
This is a messenger RNA of Didymella exigua CBS 183.55, 756 nucleotides long. RefSeq names its product 3-alpha--hydroxysteroid dehydrogenase. The transcript has 2 exons. Bases 1 to 756 code for a protein of 251 amino acids. The record is from RefSeq and is a predicted model, not a curated record. Lineage: Eukaryota; Fungi; Ascomycota; Dothideomycetes; Pleosporales; Didymellaceae. Gene Ontology annotation, molecular function: oxidoreductase activity, acting on the CH-OH group of donors, NAD or NADP as acceptor.